AUGAGUCCCAAAGCAGACGUGGUACGCCCAUGCGGCAACUUGGAAAAGUACUCAACAGCCCGGCACUCGCUCGGCCUGUACCGGUGCGUUGCUGUCGCCGGCCGCUACGCAGUCCCACCCGGGGCCAGCCUCGAAGAAGUCAAGACAACGCUUCGAGGCGCCAUCGCGCAGGUCGCGGCAGAGCAACCGUUCAUGCGGGUCGGCAUCGCCGAUGAAGAUAAACAAACUACCUCGUUUGUGCGUGUUCCACAAAUCAACUUGUCAAACCAUAUUCAGUGGUUCGGUCCGUCCCACCCCGGCGACGGCGCAGGCGCAUCGGAUGCAGCCCUCUGCAGGCACCUGUCCUACCAGCACGACCAGCUCUGGCCGGACCUCGAGCGGCGUCCGCCUUGGAAGGUGGCCAUCAUUCCAAUUCAGAGAGACGAGGAUGGUGUCUCGGAGAUCGAGGUCGUCUACUUCUUUCAUCAUGCAAUCAGUGACGGUACCAGCGGGUCCAUCUUUCACAAGCGGCUACUCCAGGCCUUGAGUAACCCAGUCGUUGUCCAAGGUCUUCAAAAUGAUAGUCUUGACCUCCCGAAGCCGCCCGCAUUACCCCUAUCACAGGAACAGCUCGUCAACGGGCGCAUCAGCUGGUCGUACUUCCUAUGGGAACUAUGGGGUGCCUUCGGCCCUUCAUGGCUGAAGUCGAAACCCGACGUGACCCCAUGGACAGGUCAAGACGCAGACUUUUCCACGCCAUUCCACACCAACGUCCGCAUCGUGAGGCUGCCGGCCUCCACCGUGGCCGGCUUGCUAGCAGCAUCCCGCGCCCAAGGCCUCACCCUCACACCGCUCCUCCACGCCCUCGUCGCAGCCUCCCUCGCCCGCCAUCUCCCGGCCUCCGCCGCGCCGGCCUUUGAGCCAUCCUCCGCCAUAAGCAUGCGACGCUUCGUCAAAGACGCCAAUGCCGACAUUGACAACCAAAUGUCAGUUCUCGUCACAUCUACAAACCACCCAAUCUCCAAGGAACGCACCACGUUACUCCGCGAGUCCUCUGGGGACACUCUGGAGCGCGCAAUCUGGAACGUUGCCGGCUCCGUCAAGAGCGACCUCAAGACGAGGCUAGCGACGCUGCCUCACGACGACAUCACCGCCAUGCUAAGGUAUGUUGGCGAUUUCCACGACUUUUUCAAGAAGAAGGACGGCAGUGCGCGGGGGAACAGCUGGGAGGUCAGCAAUCUGGGCGCCAUCAACGGCGAGGGCGAGGGUGAGGGUUGGAAGUUGACCCGCGCCGUCUUCUCCCAGUCGGCCGGGACCAUCGCCCCGCCGGUUUGCGUCAACGCUGCCGGCGUCGCCGGCGGAGAAACCACGGUCACGCUCACGUGGAACGAGUCAAUCAUCGAGACAAAGCUUGUAGAGGCGCUGGCUGCUGAUCUCGAGCUGUGGACUCAAAAGCUUGCUGCGGGCGAAACUUUAUAA
Colletotrichum orchidophilum is the source of this 1458-nucleotide messenger RNA. RefSeq lists its product as uncharacterized. The transcript has 2 exons. The record is from RefSeq and is a predicted model, not a curated record. The coding region runs from base 1 to 1458 and encodes 485 amino acids. NCBI's taxonomy places the organism in Eukaryota, Fungi, Ascomycota, Sordariomycetes, Glomerellales, Glomerellaceae. Gene Ontology annotation, molecular function: N-acetyltransferase activity.